Messenger RNA from Aspergillus pseudotamarii, 2965 nucleotides. It is a transcript of the gene atm1, whose product is annotated as ATP-binding cassette Fe/S cluster precursor transporter ATM1. The transcript has 7 exons. NCBI's taxonomy places the organism in Eukaryota, Fungi, Ascomycota, Eurotiomycetes, Eurotiales, Aspergillaceae. Gene Ontology annotation, biological process: transmembrane transport; intracellular iron ion homeostasis. The record is from RefSeq and is a predicted model, not a curated record. Gene Ontology annotation, cellular component: mitochondrial inner membrane. Gene Ontology annotation, molecular function: ATP hydrolysis activity; ABC-type transporter activity; ATP binding. The coding region runs from base 346 to 2520 and encodes 724 amino acids.
AUUGCGAUUGCGACAGAUCCGCCGCAAUUGGUGCUAUUUCAUAAUCCUUUGCCAAUUACCUUGCUUCAUUGAAUAAUCUCUGCGAAGGACACAUUCGUCUUCAUCUGCUGGUUGGAAAAAUCUAUUUACUUUCGACCAGAUCUCCGUCCAUCGCAAAAGAGGCAAGCAAUUCCUCGGGAUAUCGAGCUGUGAAGUCAUCAUUUACUUCCGAACCUUUUUCCUCCGAACCCGGCGGUCCUCACGAGACAGCAGUUCCACAGCAGCUUCACCACGAUUACGAUGGUUCCUUGAAUAAAAGCAAAGUUCUCGCGUUCUCUCGGUCACUGCGAUAUUUAUUUCACCAUCAUGCUGCCCAGGGCAGCCCGACCGCCGUGCCUCCGUGUCCCCGGGCGCUUCGCACAUCGCGGUCCCGCAGUCCCGCGCUCCACGCCGCGGAUAGCUACACGACAUAGCAUCCAGUUCAGAGCAUUCUCGACGGGCAAAGGCCUAUUGAACAAAGAUGCUACUUCAGAACCUUCCUCGCCACCAAAGACACCCAGUUCCGCUUCUCCGCUUCCCCCUCAAUCACCGGACCGGAAAACGAAGAAUGCCCAGAAUGCCGCAGGCAAGCCGAAGAGAGAUCUUCUGAGCGAGACUACGGUGGGAAAGAAGGAACAAAGGAAGGCAGAUUGGGCAAUCAUGAAAGAAAUGGCCAAAUACCUCUGGCCCAAGGAUGAUUGGGGCACGAAGCUGCGCGUCGGAACUGCCCUGUCGUUACUGGUUGGAGCAAAGAUUCUCAACGUAAAUGUGCCAUUCUAUUUCAAGAGCAUUGUCGACUCGAUGAAUGUGGACUUCGCCGCAAUCGGCGGAACGGCCUAUACUGUUGCGGGCUCUAUGAUCAUAGCUUAUGGUGUUACCAGGAUUGGCGCUACACUUUUCCAAGAACUUCGAAACGCCGUGUUUGCUAGUGUUGCCCAGAAGGCAAUCCGCAGAGUUGCACGGAAUGUAUUCGAGCAUCUCUUACGACUAGAUCUCAAUUUCCACCUUAGCAGACAAACCGGUGGCUUGACUCGGGCAAUUGAUCGCGGAACGAAAGGCAUCAGCUUCCUACUGACAUCAAUGGUCUUCCACGUUGUUCCUACUGCUCUGGAGAUUUCUCUUGUCUGCGGAAUCUUGACAUACCAAUAUGGUGCACAAUUUGCUGCGAUCACGGCUGCGACCAUGGUAGCAUACAGUGCUUUCACAAUAACAACUACUGCAUGGAGAACCAAGUUCCGAAAACAGGCCAAUGCUGCAGAUAAUCGCGGUGCCACAGUAGCCGUAGAUUCUCUGAUCAACUACGAGGCUGUCAAGUACUUUAACAAUGAGAAAUUCGAGGUCGCACGGUACGAUAAGGCACUUAAAGCUUAUGAGGACGCCUCUAUCAAGGUGACAACGUCGUUGGCUUUUCUCAAUUCCGGUCAGAACAUGAUUUUCUCAAGUGCGCUUGCCGGCAUGAUGUACCUCGCAGCAAAUGGAGUCGCCAGUGGUUCGUUGACUGUUGGAGACCUGGUGAUGGUCAACCAGCUUGUCUUCCAGCUGUCCGUGCCUCUAAACUUUCUUGGCUCUGUGUACCGUGAAUUACGUCAGUCCUUGCUAGACAUGGAGACCUUGUUCAACCUACAGAAGGUCAAUGUGAACAUCACGGAAAGGCCAGAUGCGAAACCUCUACAGCUCCACCGCGGAGGGGAGAUCAAGUUCGAGAAUGUGACUUUUGGCUAUCACCCGGACCGCCCUAUUCUCAAGAAUGCAAGCUUUACGAUUCCUGCUGGCCAGAAGUUUGCUAUCGUGGGACCCAGUGGCUGCGGCAAGUCAACGAUCCUGAGACUACUGUUCCGGUACUAUGAUGUCCAAGAGGGCCGCAUUCUAGUCGAUGGUCAGGACGUGCGGGAUGUGACUCUUGAAAGCUUACGGAAAGCCAUUGGUGUUGUGCCCCAGGAUACCCCGCUCUUCAAUGACUCUAUCGCACACAACAUUCGCUACGGAAGAAUUGACGCUACAGAUGAAGAAGUGCGCAAGGCUGCACAGCGGGCGCACAUCCACGAACUGAUUGAGAAGCUUCCCGAGGGAUAUAAGACCGCUGUUGGUGAACGCGGAAUGAUGAUAUCCGGUGGUGAAAAGCAGCGGUUAGCUAUCUCACGACUGAUAUUGAAGGACCCAGAACUCCUGUUUUUCGAUGAAGCUACAUCGGCUCUCGACACAUACACGGAACAGGCUUUACUACAGAACAUUAACAGCAUCCUCAAAGACAAAGCGCGCACAAGCGUUUUUGUAGCUCAUCGAUUGCGAACAAUUUGUGAUAGCGACCAGAUCCUUGUGCUAAAGGAGGGCCGCGUGGCAGAAACAGGGUCGCAUCGUGAACUUCUUGAGCUUGACGGCAUAUAUGCUGAGCUUUGGAACGCCCAAGAAAUGUCUUUCGCGCAAGAUGCAGAGAACGAAGGUAAUGCCGAGCUUGAGGAAGGUGCUGGGCAAGAGGUGCUGCCAGAAUCUAGACAAAAGUGAGCCGUUUAGAGAACUAGACUCGGGAGUUGGGUAGUUGCUGGUUCAAUUUUGCGUCAAUUUAUUUUGUACACAGUGAAGGUUCUAUGUCUAUAGACCUUUUUUUUUCUUGUAAGCUCUUUGAAGUUGUCCCAGGAUUACGUAUCUAUAGUGUCGGAUGUCAGACUGUAUGCAGUACCAAAAAUUUCCUAGUCCUAGUGAUGAAAUAUUAGCCGAAUUAAAGCUGCAUUCGGUACCGUUUUUUGAGAAACAAAGGGCAAAGUUUGGUCCAGUUUUAUGUGGAGAUCUAGGAACAGUGCCGAAUCAGCGACGCGGCACGCGAGUCGAUGGGACAUCAACAAUCAUAGUGCCGUACUCCGUCCCAAGUUCUCCAUACUUCCAAGCGCAUGGAUGAUGCGAACGAACCCGGAAGGACCGGGGCAUAUGCCAUGAUUGAGCGAGCUUGAAC